UUUUAUUUGCAUUCAAUUAACACUUUAAAGGGGCACCCGUAUUAAACAGCUGGUGACUCGCCUGAGUACGUAAAACUCUCUAGUAUAGUGGGGUUGAAAACUAGUACACACGGUAGUUUAGGUGUUGCGAAGGCGAAUAUAUCGACAUUGUGUACUGAUUCUUUAGCCAUACACCGGACACGGGGUAUUUCAACAGAGCCCGAUGGUAGUGUGUGAUCAAACUGUACGAAUGAGAUCAAAAAUCGUUUUGUAACACUGGGGAUUUUAGGACUCGUUCACUGCAUAAAUCAGCAUGUCAGAGAAAAAUUUCAACAACACAGUUAUACCUCUUGAUGAAAACACAACAUUGAAGAGAAAUUCAGAGUUACCACCCAUGGAUAAUGACACCCCACAUACAGAUAUAAAAAAUUCCAGCCUCCCACCCAUAGAUUCAAAAGGUACCAAGGAAUUGGCAAAUGGAAAAGUUGAAGAAGAAGGCAAGAAAAAGGAUGGGGAGAAAGAAGAAAAGAAAGAAGAAGAACAGAAGAUGGUUGGGCCUCUAGAAAUAUUUAAGUACGGAACAUGCUUUGAUUAUUUCUUGAUGAUCUUUGGAUCAAUCUGUGCCGUGAUUCAUGGCGCUGCCCUGCCCAGUAUGAUCAUCGUGUUUGGAGAUAUGACAGACACCUUUGUUAACUCAGGGAUUUAUUAUAACUGGCUGCUCAGUAUAUCAGCCUAUCUAACAAGUGUUGGAAUCACUAUCAGUCAAGCUGUGGCCAAUCCUUCCAUUCUCAGCUCACACAAGACAGCCCUGGCAGCCGCUCCCUAUAAUGUGACAGAUUUCAGUUCCCUUGACAAAGCCAUCUCAGAGGAUCUGCUGGACACCAUGACCCUCUUUGUUUAUUACUACAUAGGUAUUGGGGGAGGUGUCCUUAUUUUUGGGUAUGGUCAGUUGGCCUGCUGGGUGACCGCAGCUGAGAGACAGACACACAGAAUUAGGAUCGCUUUCUUUAGGAACAUCAUGAGACAGGAGAUCAGCUGGUUUGAUACACACGACUCCGGGGAACUGAAUACCAGACUGUCCGGUGACGUCAAUAAAAUCCAGACGGGUAUCGGGGACAAGAUGGGGAUCUUUUUCCAGUGGUUUUCCUCCUUCCUUACGGGGGUGAUUAUCGGCUUCGUGUACGGCUGGAAGCUUACCCUGGUGAUUCUGGCGUUCAGUCCCCUCAUUGUGAUAGCAGCUCUCAUCCAGGACAAGCUGAUCACAGCAGCCUCUUCUAAGGGUCUGGAUUCCUACGCUAAAGCAGGAGCCGUGGCGGACGAGGUUCUGGGGGCCUUCAGGACAGUGGUGGCCUUUGGGGGACAGGACAAAGAAUGUGACAGAUACAACGUGCACCUGAGUGAUGCCAAGAAGACGGGAAUCAGGAAGGGGCUGACGGUGGGCUUCUCUAUGGGACUUAUCUACUUCAUCAUUUUCUCCGUAUACGGUUUCGGCUUCUGGUACGGAGCUAAACUAGUGAGGGAGGACAGUGACUAUACCCCAGGGAAUGUCCUCAUUGUGUUCUUCAGUAUAAUGAUAUCCGCCUUUGCUCUGGGGUAUGCCACGCCGCCGCUGGGGAAAUUCUCUGAGGCUCGUGGAGCAGCGUACACUGUGUAUCAGCUCAUUGAACAGGUUCCAGAGAUUGAUUCUGCCAGUGGUGAGGGCUUACAGCCAGACGGGGUCACGGGGAAUGUGGAGCUACGGAAUGUCAAAUUCCGAUACCCGGCUCGACCCGAAGUGCAGGUUUUGAAAGGUGUGUCACUAGAAAUCAACCGAGGGGAAACUGUGGCCCUGGUGGGAUCAAGUGGGUGUGGCAAGAGUACCAUCAUACAGCUACUACAGAGGUUCUACGACCCUGAGGAAGGGGAGGUCUGUUUAGACAAUAAUAAUUUGAAGACUUUGAAUGUGGGAUGGCUUAGAAAACACAUUGGCAUUGUGAGCCAGGAACCUGUAUUGUUUGCCACGACAAUUGCGGAGAACAUUCGUUACGGGAAGGAAGGCGUGACUGACGAGGAGAUUCAGGCUGCCUGUAGAAUGGCAAACGCUCACGAAUUCAUCAUGAAGUUUCCCGAUAAAUACGAGACUCUGGUAGGAGAGCGUGGUGCCCAGAUGAGUGGAGGACAGAAACAAAGGAUCGCUAUUGCCCGGGCCCUGGUCAGGGACCCCAGAAUCCUACUGCUGGAUGAGGCCACGUCAGCCCUGGACUCGGAAAGUGAAUCUGUCGUACAGGAAGCCCUUGACAAAGCACGAGCUGGUAGGACCACCAUUGUUGUUGCUCAUCGUUUGUCUACAAUCAAAACUGCUGACAAGAUUGCAGGAUUCCAACAGGGGGAGCUGGUAGAGAAAGGAACUCACGAUCAGCUGAUGCAGAAAGGAGGCGUGUACGCUACACUGGUCAACAUGCAGACUAAAAAUCAAAAAGUAGAUGAAGAAGAGGAAGAAUUGAUUGCCGAGUUUGUGGGUGAAAAGGACAAGAAGGCAGAGAAAGUGGACCACAAAUUACAGCGCCAACACACAGUGCACCAUUUACCUGUAGAUAAAGACACUAAAGAAAGCGAGGACAAGGAUAAGAAAAAGGAGGAGAAGGAAGAAGAGGCUGGUAUUGGUCGAGUCCUGAAGAUGAACGCCCCCGAGUGGCCGUUUAUACUGAUGGGGAGUCUGGGAGCUAUCGUCAACGGAGGUGUACAGCCAGCCUUCGCCAUCAUCUUCUCGGAAAUUCUUGGAACCUUUGCCAUCUCUAAUAACAGUGAACAAGAAGACAAGGUGUUGAUGUGGACGUUACUACUGGUGGGGGUGGGGGCUGCCAGCUUCCUUACUUUUCUACUUCAGGGAUUCAGCUUCAGUGUUUCCGGAGAGAACCUGACAAUGAGACUGAGACAAAACUGCUUCCGUUCCUUACUGAGACAAGACAUAGAGUACUUUGAUGAUCCGAAAAAUUCAACUGGAGCUCUGACCACCAGGCUAGCCACAGAGGCCGCAGAAGUCCAGGGGGCAUCGGGAGCACAGCUGGGAACCAUGUUACAGAACCUUGCCAACAUAGGGACGGGCAUCAUUAUAGGGUUUGUGUAUGGCUGGCAGCUAACUCUGGUCAUCCUAGCGUUUAUCCCAAUCAUCGGAAUAGCUGGGGUUCUGCAGAUGAAACUUUUGGAGGGAGUCUCAGGUCAGAAUAAGGAAGCUUUGGAAGAAUCAGGUAAAACAGCGACAGAGGCGAUAGAGAACAUUCGUACGGUGGCUAGUCUGUGUCAGGAGGACAUGAUGGUAGAGCGGUACAAGUCACAGCUGGACGGUCCCUACAAGACCGCCCUCAAAAAGUCCCACCUGACAGGAAUCGCCUUCGCGGCGUCCACCGCUGUCAUGUUCUUCGCCUACGCCACCGCCUUCUAUUUUGGUGCUUACAUGAUAGAGGAGAACGAAAUGACAUUCACCGAUGUGUUCAAAGUAUUCAGUGCUAUUGUGUUUGGUGCCAUGGCUAUGGGUGAGGCCAGUGCGUUUGCACCAGAUGCUGGGAAGGCCAAGAAGUCCGCUGCAUUAAUCUUCAAGUUGUUAGACAGGGAGCCCAAGAUUGAUCCUUACUCCGAGGAAGGAAUCAAAGAUGAGAGUUUCACUAGCGCUGUGUCCUUCAGAAACAUCCAUUUCCGCUACCCGACUCGGCCGGAUAUGGAGGUCCUACAGGGUCUGAAUCUUGAUGUGACCCCCGGGGAGACCCUGGCGUUAGUGGGAGCCUCAGGUUGUGGCAAGAGCACCACCAUGCAGCUGAUUGAGAGGUUCUAUGACCCAGACACGGGUGAUGUGCUACUGGAUAAGAAUAAUUUAAAAGAUCUGAACGUCCAGUGGUUGCGUCGUCAGAUUGGAAUCGUAUCCCAGGAGCCCGUGCUGUUUGAUUGCAGUAUUGCGGAGAACAUCGCAUACGGGGAUAACUUCAGAGAGGUUCCGAUGGCAGAGAUCAUUGAGGCCGCCAGAAAUGCUAAUAUUCACGAGUUUAUCCAGUCUCUGCCAAAUGGCUAUGACACACUUUGCGGUGACAAGGGGACACAACUCUCAGGUGGACAGAAGCAGCGAGUGGCCAUCGCCCGUGGACUGGUCAGAAAUCCCAAGAUCCUUCUGUUGGACGAGGCCACUUCUGCCCUUGAUACAGAGAGUGAAAAGAUUGUCCAAGAAGCCCUUGACAAAGCAAGAGCAGGAAGAACAUGUAUCGUCAUAGCUCACCGACUUUCCACGAUUCAGAACGCAGACAAGAUCUGUGUCAUCAAACACGGAGAGGUCGCGGAGCAAGGUCGUCACAGUGACUUAAUCCGUGUGAACAUUAAUCAUUCCCCUACACAGAAAUCCAACCCAGGGUUUAUUUUCGGAGGGUUUUUCCCUCAAAGUCCACACAGUCACGGAGAGAAUGAUAAUGUAGCCGGUCCUAAUCAGAUCAUUGAAUGGGCUGACCAACAAUUCAGCACCCACUCAGAGGAGCUUUCAGAAGUGGCCCGAGUCUUGGAAAAGAAAGUACGAGUGUUAUGUUGGGUGAUGACUAACCCCACAAAUCACCAAAGUAAGGCCCGCCACGUCAAAGCAACCUGGGGCAAGCGCUGCAACAAACUGCUGUUCAUGAGUUCUACUGCUGAUGCCUCGUUGCCGGCCGUUGCUCUGGAAGUUAAAGAGGGACGUAACAAUCUCUGGGCCAAAACCAAAGCCGCUUUUAAAUAUAUUUACCAAAAUCAUUUCAACGAUGCAGAUUGGUUCAUGAAGGCAGACGAUGAUACAUAUGUUAUUGUGGAAAACCUAAGAUAUUUCCUAGCGGACAAGAAGACACAGGAACCAAUGUACUACGGUCGGCGGUUCAAACCCUACGUCCCUCAGGGCUACAUGUCUGGUGGGGCGGGCUAUGUCCUUAGCAAGAUGGCACUCAAGAAAUUUGUGGAGAAGGGAGUAGACGACCCAAAGUUUUGUCGGGUGGAUGCGGGAGGGGCGGAGGAUUUGGAGUUUGGAAAAUGUAUGCAGAGAGUGGGAGUGACCGCAGGUGACAGCUUGGACAAGCUGGGGCGGGAGAGAUUCAUGCCAUUUGUACCAGAACACCACUUAAUUCCCGGGAUCCUCCCCAAAGAUAUGUGGUACUUCUCUUACAACUUUCACCCAGUCAAGCAGGGACCAGAGUGUUGCAGUGACUACGCUAUCUCAUUCCAUUACGUGAACCCCAAUAUGAUGUAUGUCCUAGAGUACCUCAUUUAUCAUCUAAAACCAUACGGUAUCAACACCAUCACCAAAAUAGAAAUGGACGACCCAAAAUCUGAACCUCAGAAAAUGACCCGAGUUGACAAGGAGGAAAAAACAACAACAAAAAAGACUGAGCCUUCAACAACAGCAAAACGCAAAGAAGAUCCUGCAAAAAAUACCCUAGCCCCAACCCCUCUCCCCACGAAAGGAGGGAAUGAGGCAGAGCAGAAAAAGACAUUGGCCCCAAAACUGGACAUACCUAAGCCUGUGGGGUAGGGGGGUAACAAACCCUCACGGUAGUGCUAGUGAUUAUGUUUGGAUACCAUGACUGGAAGGAUGCUAUUUUUGUUUUUAGAAGUGGGAGUUGGUUUGCUAUGAGAUAAAUGUGUAAGAUUUAAGGGAUGAAUUUUGGUAAAAGUUGAUGAAUAGAUAGAAUUGUUAAUGAUUGUAUACUUUGUUCAGUAAACUGCUUGCCAAUUUUGAAGAUUUUGGACCAUUGUUAUUGUUUUAAAUGAUAUGGUUAUGUUGUUAUUUGUGUAUCUUGUUAUUUGUGUAUAGUGCUGUCGCAGAGAAGAGUUAGUAGCAAAAGAAAUGACUAUACACAGUGCACAUAUUUCAAAAUACAGAGAAUUAUUUUUUUUUUAUACAGAAUGGAGGAAUUAUUUAAUCAUUAUGUAGAUACUGGGCUGUAAUUUAGAAUGAUUGUUUUUUUUUUUUUUUUUUUGGUAUUUUAAGACUGGGUGUAUGAGUUGUUUCCCUUUGGUUGCAAUAUAAUGUUUUUGAGAAAAAGCUCAUUGAAGUUAUUGGGUAAAAUCAAUAUUUAAUGGGUUAGUUAUUCUAUAUUUAGCAUUAUAAGCAUAGAAAAAGAUUUACAAAGUUCCUCAAAGUGCAGAAUUUUACAAUGUAACAUAUGAGUAUGGUUCUGUUAGCUGUUUUGUUAUGGUCAUUCAAUAUUCUUUUUCUUUUAUCUGUUUCUAACAGCCAAUGUUCAGCAUAUUUAAUGCUAAGAUGCUGUGUCCCAGUAUUAUAGAUGUCAUACGACAUUGUGUUUAAUGAUUUAUAAUUAGAUUAACUAAGUCCUAUACAUGUACUACUGUUUUUCAUAUUGGUUUUAUUUUCAACGCCCUUACACACUGUAAACAAUUUUGCUCCUAUAAUGCCUGUUUUUCAUGCACAGAGCAAUAUAGUUGUGUCAAAAAGAUGAUGCCAUAUUAAAAAAAAAUCAUUUGAAUAUUGUCAUAUGAAUUUUUAACAUUAACGUACAUCAUAUAUACACUGAUUCAGAAGUAGAAAUUUUAAAACCAUUACAUUUAUGACAUUACAACAGUAAUGCAUGGAAAUUUUGGACUGUGUCUUAAGUAUAAAAAACACAAACUUUUUUUUCCCCAAAAUUCAAAUAUCUUUGCUAAAAUAUUUGCCUAUCCUACUUUAUAAGUGAAUUUUGUAUAGUUUAAAUAGCAUACUUUAAGUGUUUGUAAAUAGUUUAGAAAUGUAUGAAGAUUUCUUACUGAAAAGUUUCUGGGGACAUUUUCAAGAGGGUACUUUAGCAUUUUACACAAUUAAAAUUUCUUAAUUACAUUUCCAUUGAAAAAAAUAUUGAAAAAAUACCAUUGUAACUUGCUGUGUACAUUGUAGGAGAUAAAAAAAUGUUUGUGGUAUAUAUCCUUAAAUGCAACCUUGCACUUCUAGUGUUCACUACAGGAUGAUUUUAUUUCUCUGUAAGUUUUAUUCUUUUGUAUGUUUAAUGUGUGACCAAUUACAAUUAAUUUUUCUUUGUGCUUUGUAUAAGCAAAAUCACAAAUUUAAUAGGUUAGCAGUUACUUAAAUUAAACAUAUUUUUUUAAAUAAUCCAAUAAGGAUUGGGCAACUAGCUAGUAGUUAAACUUUAUAUCAAAUUACCAUCAAAAUGUGUUGUGACUUCUCUUCAGAUAAAUGUGUUGUUACUUUUAUUUAAACUUUUACUUUGGAUAUGUGUUACUUUCUAUUUAAUUGUUGUUACUUUCACUUUGGAUGGGUUACUUUCUCUUUGAAAUGAGAAAGUGAAUAAAAUUCCUGUUUAUUGUGAUGAUAUGCAUAUAUUCUGGUGAGUCUAAAUUGAUUUGGUAAUACUGAGUAUUAACCAUCAAAAACAUUUUAAAUUUAAGUGUUAUGGUUUUGCACAAAUUUUAAAAAGAUGUAACCACUUGUUAUCACUAGUUUUUAUGUAAAUCUCUCACUGAUGCACCAACGACUGAUCAGAAAUCAAAACAUACUAAGUUAUUCAUGUAAUCUGUGGUGUUCAAACAUAGAACUAGUCAGUAAAAUUUAUUUAAAAGUACUUAGUAUAACGAUUGUAUUAUCAGUACAGAUUGUAUUGGCAGUGAGAGAUUGUUUUUGUUUUGGUUGUUCAAAUUGUAAUUUCCAUCAUGCAGGUAGUUUAGAUGUGUAGCUAUACUGAAAUAUAAGGAUGCUAGAGUUGUCUUUCAUAAGAAUUUUCUCCUCAAUGCUAUUUUUAAGAAAAGAAUGUCUCACGUAGACUGAAAUAAUUAAAAAUUUAUACAGAGAGAGGGGAAGGGAGAGAGAAAACUACAGUUCGUAAAAUUUUUGCAGAAAAAUCAGUACGCUUAUACUCUAUUGUGGGAUGUAAGUUUUUCAUGAAGACCCUUUAUUCUCAAAGGUAAAUACGUUAUUGUAAUUACAUCUAUGUUUCACUAAUGUAUUAGAGUAUACUCUGCUCAUUAUUUUUCUUAAGAUUUGCAAAAAGAAUAUCAAGUUAUAAUCAUGAAAUUGAAAUAAUUUAUUAUUUAAUUUGCCAUAUAUAUAUAUAUAAUGAACUGACAGGAAGUUAUUAUGUCUCCUAUGGUACAAAUAAAAUUUCAAUCAAUGAUGUUACAAGUUUUUUUAGGAUGACCAAUUGUAUUAAUGACAGAGAACUGUAUGUUAAAUAUUUUGUGAUCUGUUAAAACUCUGAAAGUAUUUUAUAUAUUUAAUAAAUGGACUUUAAAAUCUU
This is a messenger RNA of Saccostrea cuccullata (small rock oyster), 8204 nucleotides long. RefSeq names its product ATP-dependent translocase ABCB1-like. Gene Ontology annotation, molecular function: glycosyltransferase activity; ATP hydrolysis activity; ABC-type transporter activity. Bases 293 to 5491 code for a protein of 1732 amino acids. Gene Ontology annotation, cellular component: plasma membrane. The transcript has 33 exons. Lineage: Eukaryota; Metazoa; Mollusca; Bivalvia; Ostreida; Ostreidae. The record is from RefSeq and is a predicted model, not a curated record. Gene Ontology annotation, biological process: transmembrane transport.